This is a messenger RNA of Betta splendens (Siamese fighting fish), 1410 nucleotides long. RefSeq names its product arginine vasopressin receptor 2, like (gene avpr2l). The transcript has 2 exons. Gene Ontology annotation, molecular function: vasopressin receptor activity; peptide binding. The record is from RefSeq and is a predicted model, not a curated record. Lineage: Eukaryota; Metazoa; Chordata; Actinopteri; Anabantiformes; Osphronemidae. Bases 354 to 1253 code for a protein of 299 amino acids. Gene Ontology annotation, cellular component: membrane. Gene Ontology annotation, biological process: regulation of systemic arterial blood pressure by vasopressin; G protein-coupled receptor signaling pathway; positive regulation of vasoconstriction.
AGACAAGAAAUGAAGCUGAGUCACAGGUGGAAGCAGACUUUGUGUUUGUUAGGUUGUUAUAACACCAAAACACGGUCGUUUCGAUUAAUCAUUUCUUAUUUGUGUAUAAUAAGAUAAACAGAUCGUUGCUCUGCCACAACGACUCGUCAGGUAGGUUGACUCCACUCUCUCCUUCCAUCAUCUUUCUCUCCAACACUUGGCAACGUGGUGCGCCAGAAGAGGAGGAUGUCGAGCUUUCACUGCGCCAACACGGCAACACCGGGUCUCCUCAUGAAAUAAACCUGUACGAAAUGUUAUUUGAAGCCUGAAGUUGCGGCAGUAACAGAGCAACAGUACAGGCGAUACGCGCGUAAAUGGAGACCAGCGGCAGCAACAGCUCGGGGAAGGCGACGGACGCGGAUGGAGAGCUGCGCGGACGCUUCGCGCUCACCCGCGCCGUGGUUCUGGGUUUGGUUUUUGUGUUUGCAACAUGUGCCAAUGUUUUCUUCCUGGAUACACUUUUGAAGAAGCGACACACACGGACUCAGCUGUUCCUCCUGCACCUGUGCUUGGCAGAUUUGGUCGUGGCGUUUUUCCAAGUCCUUCCGCAGUUUUUCGUUGAAAUUACGCACAGGUUCCGAGGCACCGACUUCCUGUGCCGCGUGGUAAAAUACCUGCAGGUGGUGGGCAUGUUUGCCUCCGCUUACAUGAUUGUGACUCUGACCAUAGACCGCUACCACGCGGUUUGUAAGCCGAUGGUUUCCUUCUUGAGGAGCUCAUUCAGGAGACACCUCUCCAUUGGCGCAGCCUGGCUGAUCUCUCUGGUCUUCAGCUCUCCUCAGCUCUUCAUCUUCUCUCUCCAGGAGGUGGAGGAGAACCAGUUCGACUGCUGGGCGACAUUUAUUGAGCCGUGGGGGAGCAGGAUCUACAUCAGCUGGAUCACCCUGUCAGUGUUUGUCCUGCCUGCAGUCAUUUUACUCUACUGCCAAAUGAGAAUAUGCACAACCAUCUACUUCAACAUGAAGAGGAAGGCGCUGCAGACGGGACGCGCCAGCACGAAGGGGGUGUCCAACGCGAUGCUUAAGACCGUAAAAAUGACGUUUGUCAUCAUCAUGGCAUACACGGUGUGCUGGAGCCCAUUCUUUAUUGUACAGUUGUGGUCUGCGUGGAGCCCAAGCAGCGCGCCCACUAAAGGUCCAGUGUUUGCCAUCAUCAUGCUGUUGGCCGGUCUCAACAGCUGCACCAACCCCUGGAUAUACCGCUACUACUGCUAAUAAAAAGCAUAGAGGCCAAGACGCCCACUAUUACAUCAUCAUUAAUAAACAAUUAGACAUUACUCAUAUAUGAAGUAGGUUGUUUGAUACAGUCCAGGGCCUGAUGAACUCUAGAUGCAACAUAUGGAAAUAUGAAGACGCUCAACAUUCUAUUAUG